Molecule: messenger RNA, 1373 nt
Organism: Drosophila miranda
Lineage: Eukaryota; Metazoa; Arthropoda; Insecta; Diptera; Drosophilidae
Product: RNA-binding protein FUS-like
Exons: 2
Coding region: 183-1121 (312 amino acids)
Source: RefSeq, a predicted model, not a curated record
AUGCUGCCAUUGCCACAUUGCAGCCACUCCAGCAGGCAGCCGUGCAAUGGCAGCAGCAAAUUCCGCAUCCGAAUCCUCAACCGCAACCGCAGUCGCGUCCACAUCCACAGCCACCACAGUCUCACCAGCCAUCAUACCAGCCACAACAACAACAUCUGCUGCCAACAACAACAACAACACACAUGUCCACCAUCUCCGCCAGUCAGCAACCCCCCAACCAGCCGCAGCAGUCUCGCGCGAUCACCAGCAACAAUAUGAAUAGUUACAGCCAGCAGCAGUCUCAGCAGCAACAGACCAACAUUCAGAUACCCAGCCAGUCGGCCUACUAUGCGCCUGCUUACUUUGUUCCUACCUAUCAGACAGCAGCAGGAUCAGGAGCAGCCACACCGGCAGAAGCAGGAGCAGCAGCAGCAGCUGUAUAUCCAAAUACAGUUGGCUAUGUGGUUACUUCUGCACCUGCCGCCACCACAUAUUUGGCUACAGGAACAGCUCCUGGAGCACCACCAACACAAGCAAGACGAACUCCAACAUAUACCGCGACAUCGAGAGAAUCGGGUGGCACAACAUAUUAUUAUUAUCAUCAGGUCGAUGAGGGAUCUGGAUCAACGCAAACAGUGCCCGUACCAUCAGCCACAUCGACAACGUAUACUUAUACAACAUCAUCAGCAGAAGGAUCAGCAGGAGGAGCAGCAUCUGCAGGAAGAGAAGGAGCGGGAACAACCACACCAGAAGGAGCCGGAGCAGAUACCGCAUAUGUAUAUUACCAGUGUUCCGAUUCGAACCAUGUCAAUACCCUCAACUACUUAGAUCCUCAAACUGGGAGAUUGCAAGCCAUGGGUCUUGUAUAUGUGACAUACAGGGGAGACCGAGAUCGAACAGACGGAGCACCAGCUCCAAGAACAGCUCAAGCACAACAGGAUAGAAUGGAGGCGAGUUGGGGGCCGGGAACAACUGGUGGUGGUGGCGGACGUGGCAGCAACAACCAGGAUGCUGCUGAUGAUGAUGGGAUGCUGCGCGGCACUAGCGGAGGCAGAGGCAGUGGUGGAGCAGCCGGAGGAGGCAGCAGGCACGCAGUCGGUGGCAGCUUUAACCACUACAACCGAAAUCGAAACCGAAACUGAAUCUAAAUCAUCCCCCUCGUAAUACCCCGGAAAUAGCCCCCUCAAUACUCCUCUAUCUCUCUCUCUCUUUGACUCUGUGCGUCUCUCUCUACCUAGAUGUAUGUAUGUGUUCGUACAGACAGACACACAGAAACACACAAAUGUAUAUAUCCACACACACUGAUUGAUCGGUUGAAGAUCGGAGGGCGAACGAAGGAAGAGAGCGGCGCAAAAAGGCAUUGGCAGCAAAAACAAAAGGGAUGCAGACAAAAA